UCAGAGGAUUCUACAAAACUUUACUCUGGCCUCGAAUAUUAGCUGCUGGACAGUAUGGAUAGAACCAAAUGGAAUAUUACCUAUUCAGUACUCAUCCCCCAGUCAUGGCAAAGAAGAUAUUUCCGUUUUUCCUUAUAUGAUAAUUAAGUACUAUACAAGUCCAAAGACGGGGCAACAUGGGAAAAUUACAAUCUAAACAUGCAUGUAAACAAAGGGAGAAUCCAGAGGGUGGCACAUUCGCAACGAGCGCUCUUAUAUUUCAGAAGGAAUCGGCUGACUAUAGCGAGUCUCAGCGAAUCAGACACAAGCAGGAUGUGUAUGGUGCAGAGCUAAGGGAUGACCAGUUCUUGGAUGAUGACUGCCCUCUGGAGGUAAUACUACCACCAGAGAUAGCAGCUGAAUACCAAAGUGACAAGCUCUUUCUUUUAUCAGAAAAUGGAGAUGCCCUGAGGAAAACUGCAAAGACUGAUAGCACGGAGUGUAGUGUGCCUAGUAUUGAUGAAAAUCGGCAAGAAUGGGUCUUUGCACUGUAUAACUUUGACCACAGUGGCAAAGUGACCAAGGAGGACAUGUCUAGCCUCAUGCACACAAUCUGUGAGGUGGUGGAUGCAUCAGUCAAGCAGUCUGCGCUUAGCAACAGCAAAACACUGCGUAUCAAACUGACUGUCACACCUUCAGUCAGCAGCAACAAAAGAAAUCGAGAUACUGGGCCUUCUCUGAACAGGCGAGACCAUCUGGAGGAGAGUCGACCCUCAUACACCAGAGGACAAAGUACAGAUCUACUUGGUAGUUCUGAAAGAGCGCUUUAUCGUGUGGAUGAGAACUCAGAGCGUAGAAACCACUAUUUAGACCUGGCUGGGAUCGAAAACUACAUGUCCAGGUUUGAAACAGGAGCCUUUCUGGAUGAGCCCCUAAAGCCUGCCACCGCUCUCACUUCACACAACACUCUUCAUUCACCUGUGGAGGAGCAGGGUCAGGACAGCAUGGCUCAUGGGGCCCGCUCCACCCAGCAGCGCCGGUCCCAGCUGGAUUGUUCCAACCCGGGGACAAGCAGCGGCCAUGGCAUUUCCUUCUUCAGGUCCCUUCGGGGCCGCAGCAAGUUCACAGGAGCCAGUGGGGUCAUGGGCAAACCCAGCAGGCUACAUGGCCAUCACCCUGUCAGCUGGUGCAACCCUACUCAGCAGCAGUCCCUGCAGCACAGCCACAUUAAGCAGGUCCGUGCCAGGCUCCAUGAUGCUCCUACGCUCCUAUCGCCCCACCUGGGCCUGGACUGGGAGCUGCCGCGUGGAGCAAGAGCGACCCCUGCAGGGUUUGUGCCCAUGGCUCAGAAGCAUGAGCACCAUCACCUCCACGAGCAUCAUCACCACCACCACCACCACCACCACUACUACUCAUCCUGACUGCAGCCUCUCCUAGGGGGUUGGGGGGAAGGCCUUUGAAAUGUAGACAAUUUGAGGCACAGUAGCUGGACCAUGUGACUGCCACUUGAUGAGCUGCAUGAGUGAGACAUUUUAUCCAAUCUAGCUGGAAUCAUCAUCACCUCCACAUGAAAAAGGACAAAAAUUCUUUGACUUUCAAUCUCAACAGUCUUUAAAAGAAAACUACACAACUGUUGGUGCUAUAUUAUAGCAAUUAUGUGUCAUUUCCCCCAUAUAACCUACUAAUACUAAACAAUUAUUUUAUAUUGUUUUCCUGGUGAUCUUCAGAAACCAUAAGAUUGUCAUGCAAGAAACACAUGGAUGUUUAGAGAACAUAUGUGUUGUUAAUGUGGUGAAACAAAUGUAUAGUCAUUCUGCUAUUGCUGACAAUUCAGAAGUCAGAUAUUGACUUUUCUUCAAAGCCCAUAAGACUGAUAUUUUCCUCAGGAUUUUCUAUAGAAAUACCCACUCAUUUUAUGAAGUAUAUAUUCUCAUGUAUAUUGAAGAAUUUGCAUAUUUGUACAUUAUAACACAAUAUAACAAUAUUUAUAACCUUGAUUGAUUUGUGUAAUGUAUUAUUUACUGACAAUUGUUUACAUAAACAUUUGUGCACAUGUAAAGAUUAUGGUCCUUUUGGUCUUAUGGUUAGUGUAAAUGCUGUUGUACAUAGUAUUAUAAGUGUUCUAAUGGUGUAAUGAUCUAAUGAUGUAGAUUAUGUCUGAAAAACAGUUUUUUAUUGAAUGCAUUAAUUGUCUUUCCCAGGUUCUGAGACUCGGUUGACUCUUGUUAAUGAGUAGGAUCGAUCCUUUUUUUGCUUUUAACAACCCAGGGACCAGAGGGACAAUAAUCCACUAUAAUCAAAAAGAGUUGUUGUUGUAGUUACUGCUUGACAUAAUAAUAACAGUAAUAUAAUAAUAGCUUACUGAAAUAUAAUCAUGAUGAUGAAUAUAGGGGACUUAAAUUGUCAAGUUGUUGAAAAUGUUUAGAGCCUUUAUACAUGAAGGUGCUAAUUUGUUUUCAGGAUUAAAUAGUUACAUCAACAAAUCACAAAACACCCAUCCAAAACAAAAACAAGUAUGUUUUUUAAAAAAAGUCACCAGUUCACAAAACAUUGCUUGUUUUUCUAUUAUAAUAAUACAUUUCCAUAAUGCAGUGCUAAUUAUAGACAAGAAAUUACAAUGUCAUGCUGAUUAGCAGAAAAAAAUGAGCCCCCAUUUUUUAAAUAAUUAAAGUGUACUUAAAUGGUAAUUACCUGGGAAGACAUUUUUGCAGUAAAAAAGGAGGACAACAGAACACAGCUUGCUGAAUGCUCAAGUGAAAUCAAAUGAUAUUGUGAUAUUUUCUGUUUGCUAUGUAUUCAAAAGAACAUUAACAUUUGCAUUACCAAUUUUGCUGUCCUUUCAUUGUAUUCCCUUUUCUUUCUUUUUGUCAAAGAAACACACUUGAUCUUAUCUAUCCCUCUUACAGUCAUGAAUUUAAUGACCCCCUGUUGGCAUUAACAGACACUUCUCUCCGUGGUGCCUGAAACAACCUGUCAGAUUCAGGGUC
Messenger RNA from Electrophorus electricus (electric eel), 2966 nucleotides. RefSeq names its product protein naked cuticle homolog 2-like. NCBI's taxonomy places the organism in Eukaryota, Metazoa, Chordata, Actinopteri, Gymnotiformes, Gymnotidae. Gene Ontology annotation, biological process: negative regulation of Wnt signaling pathway. The record is from RefSeq and is a predicted model, not a curated record. Gene Ontology annotation, molecular function: calcium ion binding. Gene Ontology annotation, cellular component: cytoplasm.